AUGAGCUGCAAAGAAGCACAUUCCCACCUGCAGGUCCUUCAGAUCUACCGCCUGCUGCAGUACAUCCAUAAAAAUGACAAAGUGCAGAUAGAGAAGAUGGUGAACAUCGGGGUGGAAAACCUCAUCAACCUCACUGAGCCAAAGGACGGCACUGGGGCGCUCCAUGUGGCAGUUUCAACCAACAACCAUGACCUCGUCGACUUCUUUCUCUCCCACGGAGCAAAUCCCAACAUCCAGGACAAGAAGGGCCAAACCCCAAUCAUGAUGGCUGCUGAGCUUGGCAACCACACCAUCGUGGCUCUGUUGGCCAAGAACCAAGCUGACAUGAGGCUUCUGGAUGCUGAAGGCAAAGGUGUGCUGUUCUACUGCAUCUACCCCACCAAGCGCCACUCCCGCUGCCUGCAGGUGGCGCUGAAGUGCCAGGCGGACGUCAACAAUGUGUCAACGAAGGCGAUUCAUGUCUUCCAGCUAGCAUGUGAAAAAAGCGAAGAGUGUGAGCCCUUGUGUCUUAUUAUGCUCGAUGGUGGAGCAGAUCCCAAUGCAACAAAUCAGAAUACUGGUGUCACAGCGUUAAUGGAAGCAGCCAAAGCAGGCUCCCUGCAGCUUGUUAGAGCCAUUCUUAAGAAAGGGGGAAACCCCAACGCCCUGGAUGGGAAGCGCCUCACAGCAGCACACUACGCCGCCAUGGGGGGCUUUUUUGAGGUGAUUCAGGUGCUGUCUGCACACUCGGCAGACCUGGGAGUGAUCAACAUCGAUUGCAGCACACCUUUACACUACGCUGCUGCCACAGGCAAUGCUAACUGCUGCAAGUUCCUUGCACAGAGAGGUUGUAACCCGAAGCUGAAGAACCAGGAAGGUUUGCUGCCACGUCAGAUUGCCAAAGACUCCGGUCACAAAGCAGCAGCCAAGGAGCUCAGGAAAGCGGAGAAGCAACAGGGGAAAGGCAACAAAUCCAGCAGUGUCAACCUCAUGUCAGCUGUCUGGGCGCUGACCCUCCACGACUGGUCUCACGAAUAUGAGACUGAAUUACGUCAAGCCUUCGGGGACGGAUCGGACACCGUUGGUAAAGACCAGUUUAUUUCUGUGUUAGAGGAGCUAAAGGCUCCAGCUGAACUUGACCAGCUUCAUGCAGUCAUCUCAGCCCACGAUAAGGGAGGAGAAGGGAAUGUCAACAUUAACGACUUCAUCAAAGGUGUCAAGUACAUCAAGAAACCAUUCCUCCUCUCGUCUUAUAUGACCAAAAAGAAAAAAGGCGAAAAGGGAGGGAAAGGAGGUAAGAAGAAGGGUAAAUUUGUCCUCCCCAUGCCCAUUUGCACCGAGCCACUAGAGCUCAUGCCCCGGCGACCGAACGGAGGUCCACCUCACUUCAUGAUUGAGACCUACUACAACCCUUCAGACAUCCGCAGAUUCGACCCCGAUCACCCACCAACACAUCCCGUACUGAACGACUCAGGAUGGUACGUGGAGAAACCAGACAAGGUCUACAUCAAUAUUAACUACUCUGUGAAGAGCGGAGAUCUGGAGUCUCUGGACCUCGCCUUUAGUCAGGGCGUUCCCGUGGAUGUCCAUGAUGAGUUUUACAAGACGCCGCUGAUGGUGGCCUGCUCCAGCGGCAACUACGAGGUGGCCCAGUACCUCCUCAGCCAUGGGGCUGACGUGAAUGUGUGUGACGCGUUCCUCUGGACGCCCCUCCAUCAUGCUGCUCAUGCUGGUGACGUGGAACUUAUUGAGCUCCUGGUGAAGGCGGGAGCCACCGUAGAUGCUCAGGCCCUCAGUGGAGGAACGCCUCUCAUGAGGGCCAUCGAAAGCUCCAACCCUUCCUGCGUGGACUUCCUCAUCAAGGCAGGAGCCAGUGUGAAUGCAGAGACCAAGAAAGGACACAACUGCCUCGAUGUGGCCAGAGCUUUUGGAGACUCCAGAGUAAUUGAAUUGGUCAAAGAUAAGAUCGAUUCUCUGCCUAAACCAAAGGACCCAGCGAAGGGGAAGGGGAGCAAAGCUCAAAAACCUAAAUCUGCUAAAGUGAAGGGUUUUGCUGCUGAAGGUGUGGUGCACGCUGAGGCAUCAACUGCAACAGCAGGGAGGACUCCUCUGCAGAAGGAGUCAAAAAGUGUCAUCCUGCAAAACACCAGGAUCACUACAGGGAAAACCAACACUGUUGACAUCACAUUUGUGCCAAAAACGGUUUGGGGGAAGCCGCCCACCACCCACCAGCUGAUGUCAAAGUUAGAGAAACGGAAGCAGCCCUUGUCCCUGGAGGUGGACCUGGAUGAUUUCUUGAUGCCUUUCAGCCGCAACAUCCAGAGGAAGAUCCUGGAGCUGACAAAACACACAGACUAG
Stegastes partitus (bicolor damselfish) is the source of this 2337-nucleotide messenger RNA. It is a transcript of the gene ankef1a, whose product is annotated as ankyrin repeat and EF-hand domain containing 1a. Bases 1 to 2337 code for a protein of 778 amino acids. The transcript is spliced from 10 exons. The record is from RefSeq and is a predicted model, not a curated record. Gene Ontology annotation, molecular function: calcium ion binding; protein binding. Lineage: Eukaryota; Metazoa; Chordata; Actinopteri; Pomacentridae.